Cantharellus anzutake is the source of this 2789-nucleotide messenger RNA. RefSeq names its product Endonuclease/exonuclease/phosphatase. The record is from RefSeq and is a predicted model, not a curated record. Bases 477 to 2507 code for a protein of 676 amino acids. Gene Ontology annotation, biological process: nuclear-transcribed mRNA poly(A) tail shortening. NCBI's taxonomy places the organism in Eukaryota, Fungi, Basidiomycota, Agaricomycetes, Cantharellales, Hydnaceae. The transcript is spliced from 7 exons. Gene Ontology annotation, molecular function: poly(A)-specific ribonuclease activity; protein binding. Gene Ontology annotation, cellular component: CCR4-NOT complex; cytoplasm; nucleus.
UGAUCCAAAAAGGCAGCUACUUCGAAAAAGCUCACAUAUAGUCUAGCUCAAGCUCAGGCCAUCGAAAAAAGGCCUGUCCGCAGAGCCGAGGCAGGUGAUUUUUUUUGGGAAUUAGAAGCGCGUAGACAGAGUACUGAACUUGGAGUCUGCGGUCGGUGAAUAAUGUCUUCCGGCGUUUGCCGUCCGAAGGACACCCGCUGCGUUCCACUCCUGCCCAUCGCCCAUCGUCGAUUGUUCUCUGCCUAGAGCGCCUUUUGACUAUUGGACGAACACACCGCGCUCUUUUGGUGUCGCUAGUGCUGCGAGCUACCCUUCCAAAAUUUCUCAAGAGUUGUUGCUGUGAGCACUGCAUCGGUAUUAUCUAACACGUCCUCUCUCCCGGGUUGGCCAUCGCGUGCGGAUGCACCGAUGUACUACUCCCAACCUCGACCACAAAGCCCAGGACGCCCCUUGCAGUACAGUGACCCUUCUGCACAAUGGUCGCGUUUGCAACACCCUAUGCUCACCCAACCAGGUGUCCAGCAAGGGCAAGGUGUUGGAAUGCCCUCCCAAUCUCAGGGCUACGGUCUUGUCCAUCCCUCAAUGGCUUUACUCCGAUUACGCACUACCACCAGUCGCCGGCUGGUCCGCACUCCCAGCCUCAUCGAGCAGCAGCAUCGCCUCCAGUUGCGACUGCUGUCGCACAAAUACCAAAACAUUGGCAAUCUCAACUCGACCAUUAUGAUGCCUGCCGGAAGGCAGGGGCUCCGCACACGCGCGCACGAAAUGCAACAUCCAAUACCCGCAAUGCGAGUAAGGGUGUCGCUAUAACUGACCCUAACCGAAUCACUCCGAAACUUCAGAAUGGCAUCCCCAACGACGACACGGCGCCAAAGGAAACAAACGACGACGAGCCGACGGUUGAAGGACCUGAAGGACAUCCGUCAUCGACUGUUGCGCCCGUCAAAUCACCAACCUUAGCCCGGCCUGCCGUUUCUCGAAAAGCUGAAAACACUUGGAACGCCUUAGAUCUUGGAGGUAUGCGGCUCAAGAAUCUGGCCCCGACAUUGUUCCAUUUCCUCCACCUUACCACACUCUACCUCAACCAUAACCAACUUACCCACAUCCCUUCCGCUAUCUCGCAUCUUCGCAACCUUGCUCUUUUGGACCUUUCCGCCAACCAGUUGGAAGCACUCCCCCAGAACUUGGCAUGUACCUUACCACCUGAGAUUGGAAGUCUUCAUCAACUCCGGAUGCUUGGAAUCGAAGGCAACCCCCUUCAAGCGUCAUUGAUGCAGAUCAUGCAAGAACGGGGCACACAAGCGCUCAUCGCCCAUCUUCGAGAUAUGUGUCCCGUUCCAAUGCCACCCCCCGAAAGAGCAUGGCGGAUCCUUCAAUCAGGAGCUGAGAGAAAGGCUCAGGAUGACUCAGAAACUUUUACAGUCUUAAGUUACAACAUUCUUUGGGAGAAAGCAGCCACUUCGACGAUGUAUGGGUAUACACCCUCCUGGGCCCUUUCCUGGAACUAUCGUAAGGAAGUCAUCCUCACGGAGCUUAUGAACCACGAUCCAGACUUCAUGUGUCUGCAGGAAGUAGAUUCUGCGCAAUAUGAGGAAUACUUCUUGCCUCAUUUGGCUGAGCGAGGCUACGAAGGCGUAUAUUCUCCCAGGGGCCGCGCUCGCAAUCUAUCGGAGAACGAACGGCGAUCAGUGGAUGGUUCGGCUACGUUUUUUAAAUCUGCCAAAUAUCGCCUUGUAAAGCAUUCGACCAUCGAUUUUGCUCAAGUUGCUAUUCAGCGCGAUGAUUUCCUCAAGAACAAUGACAUGUUUGAUCGUUUACUUGCCCGUGAUCAUAUCGCUCUCGUUACGCUCAUGGAGAAUAGGAAGACGGGCGGCCGUCUCAUUGUCGCCAACGCCUACCUUCUUUGGGACCCGGCCUAUCGCGACGUGAAGCUCAUUCAGACCGGGAUUCUCAUGGAGAUGCUGAAGGAAAUCGCUGACUGGUUCGCACGAUAUCCACCCCGUCCACCCUCCGAACGCGAACCUGAUCCAGAUCCAUCCAAUCCGCUACCGCCGGACCCAACGUACGCGAAUGGGAAGGAAAUACCUCUUGUUCUUGCCGGUGACUUCAACUCAAUACCGGGCAGUGGCGUCUACGAUUUCCUGUUGGAAGGGCACGUGCCAAGCAAUCACCCAGAUUUCAUGGAUUACUCCUAUGGCAAGUUCACAGCCGACGGAUUAAGGCAUGACUUUGGGUUAAGGAGUGCCUAUGCGGGCAUUGGCGAGUUGCCUCUUACUAAUCACACGCCUAGCUUUGAUGGGGUUAUCGAUUACAUCUGGCACGCCACCUCAACGCUUGCAGUAAAUGCCGUACUGGGAGAAGUUGAUCAGGAGUAUCUGUCCAAGGUCAUUGGGUUCCCGAACCCCCACUUUCCCUCUGACCACAUUUGUGUCAUGUGCGAGUUCCGCCUCAAAAAGGACCAGACCCGCUCGGCCCCUCCUGCACCUUCACUGAACGGGAACCCUUAGCACUUUAAAUAGCACUUGCACAUUCCUUAAAACAUGUUUUCUCUUGCUUUAUCCUUGCCUCGCCCCCUAAAUGCCUAUUGGUUGUAUUUUUCCUAUUCUUCUUCAAUUAGGCGUUAACGAUCCACGCGUUUUAAUACUACAUUUUAUAUGCGUUCCAUUCUAUCACACUCAGGUUCCCAUAAAAGCAAUUCUGGCUGUAGCUCCCUCUGUGUGUAUGAUCUAACGUUGUUUCGGUAUAAAGCCUAGGACAGUUCUUACUUUUUGCAACUCCGUGUGCCUCAU